AUGGCGUCAAAAAGUCCCCCGGGCGGAGAUGGUCCUCUCUCGUUUGCAAAGAUUGCCGCUAUGCCAGCACCACCCAACCAACAAGCUUCCUCGGUAUCUAGUGAGAACGAAAUAUGCCAGUCAGAAGAACAGUCACCUUGCUCGGAAACAAAUGGCUCCGGGGCAGCCUUAUCUAGCCAGCACAAUCUCGAUAAAACACCGGAGGCUCAUUCCAUCGAUCUAGCUGUCGAUGAUCUUGGUAGAGGCGUGCAAGAUAUCAGUCUCGCCCUGAAGAAACAAAACGAUGGCUCAGAGUCAUUCCUUGGUGGUCAAAAUAAUAAGGGCUUGCUCAAGCGGGAGAACUCUUUUGAAGAUGAUCGCACUCAUCUAUCUACUUCGUCCACAAAAAUGACCAGUUUUGAUUCCAAAAGUCUUGCCUCAGUGACUACUUUCGCGAUGGAUGAAAAGGAUUCUGUACGUCCCGAUGACAGUGCUAGUGUUCAAGCCAUUGAUGAAGAGGAGUCGCUUUCCGGACAUGCUUCUGGGACUGCAAACUCCGUGGCAGGCUCUGAGGCUGGCAGUCGCGUAUUUCGCGACCAGUACCGAGAUGGUGUUCCUACACGGCCACGCGGGAUUCUGCCUGUACCUCCUCUCUUCAACGGUGCUCAACCAGUGAAUGGCGCAAUUCCUCUAGAUGCAGUCGCGAACAAUUUUGUGAUUCCAGCCAAUUCUGAUGGCAUUGAAGAUGCUCAGAACUUGCAUGGCUUUCCUUUAGAGCCGGACGAAAAGCUCUUGGAGGCAAUGAAGUCACCAAAAGAUCGGCUCCUGAUUCUUCAGCUGGAGGAAAAAAUCCGGUAUUUUAUCAAGGACUGUAAUGGGCAGUCUCUAGAAUUGCCUCCCUCAAACGCCUUUGGACGACUUCUUGCCCACAAGCUAGGAGACUACUAUCAUUUAACACACUUCGUCGACAAUAAUGUGACCUCAGUCAGGCUCCAUCGAACACCAUUUUGCCGGCUACCCACUCCUUUGUCUGCUGUGCAUGCUGCUUGCAAUAGCACUCCGCCUCCAGCUGUUCCAGCGAUGAAAAUCAUGCGUCGAAACGAUGGGGGACAGUUUGAAGGAAGUAUCGGUGGCUCCACGAACCCUUCCAAGGCUAAUUCGGAGGCUGGUGAUAGUGGAUUCGAUGGAGAACGCCAUGGGUCUUCAUCUGGCGCUACGCCUGCCAAAGAUCGAAUGGCAUUGACAAGGGAGGAACGGGAAGCGAAAUACCAUGAAGUACGUGAACGAAUCUUCCGUGAUUUCCCUGAUUCGGCCAAAUCGGACCCGGCCAGCGGCGACUCAAAUCCCAACAUGUCGCGCUCCAGCUCCGCGAACGGCCGCAAGAAGAAUCAGAGGCAGCGGACUCCUCAUGAUGACAGUUUUGAGGUUCGCUCGCAGUUUAAUGCCUAUUACCCAGGAACGCAGUACGGGAAUGGUCCUGCUCCGUACAAUGCUCCUGUCAAUGACAGCUCCUAUCCAAGUCAAGUACCUUACUUGGUCGGACCUGGCGUGCCGCCACCCACUGGUGGUUAUUUACCAUCUGGUCAAAAUGGUUCUUUCCACUCGGGACAAAUGAAUAUGAACAUGAAUGGUGUCUCCCAGUACUCGGUGGCAAUGCCGCCCCAGAUGGCCUCCAAUGGCUCGUGGCAAGGAGGAAACAUAACCCAGCAGUCUCCAUAUUCCGGUUAUGCUUCAAUGAACCAGCAAGGAAUUAUGAAUCAGCCAUCCUCGAAUUCAUCCUCGCCGGCAAUGAACAACUACGCCGUGCCCAAUCCCACCACAUACCAACCACAGAACACCAGUUGGAACUCACCUCCAUUCCCCACAAACUUUCAGCCGCCUCCACAUCAGCGAAAUGGACCGCCUGUCCAUUGGCCCAACUAUCCCCAGCAGUCAAUCGCUUCCAAUAUGCCGUCUAAUAUGGCCCCCAACAUGCCACCUAACGUGAACUCUAACAUGAACUCCAACAUGAAUGGAUAUCCUUGUUUUCCUGGGCAGCAUUUGAAUUCCGCUCUCCAAAGCUCCGCUGGAUCCCAUGCAGCAAUGCAAGCAAACUAUGCCAGGUCACACUUCAACCCGCAGACACGCUCAUUCAUCCCUGGAGGUGGUUCUCUCAGUCGCCACCCGAACAAAGGCCAGCACACAAUGCAGCCUUAUGGUAAUAUGCAACCUGGUUCGCAGCCACAGUGGAAUGGGUAUCCCGACCCCGUUCCUACCCGUACCAUAGACUCAACCCCAGCUAUGAUUCCCAAUCGAAUCCCCACUGGUCCUCGGGAUUCCAUUGCCAAGUGGGGCACGCCGUCUCAUCUUCCGCCAAAACCCCCACCAUCCGAAGUCCCCUCCGACUUUGAGCUGAAGAAUCGCCCUGUUCCAUCCUCGGUCCCUGCAGCAACAUAUGGCAGCAACGGAGUUCCCACUGUUGGCAGUGGGCCUCUUGUGAUCUCGGGAGGCACGACACUCCCCAAACAAAACUAA
Penicillium paradoxum is the source of this 2493-nucleotide messenger RNA. RefSeq names its product putative R3H domain protein. The coding region runs from base 1 to 2493 and encodes 830 amino acids. The record is from RefSeq and is a predicted model, not a curated record. NCBI's taxonomy places the organism in Eukaryota, Fungi, Ascomycota, Eurotiomycetes, Eurotiales, Aspergillaceae. Gene Ontology annotation, molecular function: nucleic acid binding. The transcript has 2 exons. Gene Ontology annotation, biological process: galactose metabolic process.